UAUACCAUCACUGAAUAAUUUGAGAUGAUAUGGAAAAUCUGUCGAACACCCUAUUGACAUCGAAUGUCAAAAUAAUUCAGAGGUUUUCGAAAUAAUCUCGUGAAGACUCGAAAAGCCCCACAAUGCCUAAUCUCAGAGAAACUGUUUUUGAGACUCAAGCGGCUCCUGUGGGAAUAAGAGAUACUGAAGAUCUUGAAGAUUAUGGUUUCAAAAGGCAAGAUACAGUAAUCCUCCAUCAGACUGGACAAGUGAUGAAAUGGAAAUGGAUGAAGUCCUUAAUAACGAAUCUGCCAACAGACUCCUACUGGAAUCAUUUGAUCAUCGUCUCCUGUCUUGUUAACUUCUACUGUGGGACAAUAUGUUUUUUCUUCGCCAGAACGUACCUUAUGAGUUUCAUACCAGUUUAUGUUAUCUGUGAUCUGGUGUACCUUUUUCACGUAAUCGUAUUGUCUUUUCACCGCUAUUGGAAGAAUUUGAGCAAGAUAUCUUACACCGUUCGCGUUCCAAUGUCCUAUUACAUACUGGAUAUAAUAUCAUUGCUUCCUCAAGAACUGAUAGCUGUUGCCAUUUUCGGCUCUAGAUCGAAAGUAUCUGUUUCAUUGCGAUGGAUCACCUACGUUCGAUUGAGGCAUUUGAUACAUUUUAUACAGUCUCUGUCACAACUCUUGAAUAAUCGAUGGAGGACCUUCGUCACAGCCUUCUUCACCUGCAUGUGUGUUAUUCAGCAUCUAUCUACUUGUUUUAUUUAUGAAGCAAGUUGUCACCAUUUGAGAUGUAUUGAUCGAGACUACCUAAUGGAUAUUGAACGUAUAAGAGGAUCCAACAUUACCAAUUCUACCUUAGACGAGAAAUCCUUGAUGUUGAAACAUGCACUGAAUUCAACGAAGAAUAUCGAUUGGUAUAACAAAACCAAAUCAUUCGAAAGGACAAUAGGCAGAUCCAGAACUCCAUUUAAGACUUCAAAAGGGAAUGAGACAUUAAAACGUAUACAGAAUUCAAUUAGAGCUAAAACCCAUCAGUCCAGCAAGAAGAACACUAUAAAAAGUUUCAGGAAUGACACCAAAACAAAUAAAUCCAGAAAAUUCAAGAAUUCAUUCAACCUUCCAGCUAAAAAUAAAACCAUCCAUUCAAGUAAGAAGAAUCCUCAACAUAGAUUGGCUAACAGUACCAGAAAAUUGGAACAGCCCAAAAGCAAAUCCAAUGCAUCUUUCGAUCAUUCCAAUAAAAAUAAAACUUUGAAACAGCAACAAAAUACUACUAAAACUGUAAAUAAAUACAUCCAUUUAAGUCAGAAGAACAAAUCACAUGGUUUAGACAACGAUAACCGAAAAUUAGAAAAGACCAAAACCAAAUUGAAUACUUCCUUAGAUCUUUCAAAAAGAAAUGAAACUUUAAAACAUCGACAAAAUAAAACUUUAAAUAAAACCAUUCAGUCGAGUCAGAAGAACAACUCACAUGGGUUGGACAACGAUCACCGAAAAUUAAAAGAGGCGAAGAGUAAAUUCAACACUUCUUUCGAUGAUUCAAAAAGAAAUGAAACUUUGAAACAUCUACAGAAUAUAACUGAAAAUGCAAAAAAGACCAUUUACUCAAAUAAGAAGAAUUCUUCCCAUGGGUUGACUCACGAUACCAGAAAAUUAGAAGAAUCCCAAAGCAAAUUCAACAAUUCUUUCGAUGAUUCAAAAAGAAAUGAAACUUUGAAACAUCUACAGAACAUAACUGAAAAUGCAAAAAAGACCAUUUACUCAAAUGAGAAGAAUUCUUCCCAUGGGUUGACUCACGAUACCAGAAAAUUAGAAGAAUCCCAAAGCAAAUUCAACAAUUCUUUCGAUGAUUCAAAAAGGAAUGAAACUUUGAAACAUCAACAGAACAUAACUGAAAAUGCACAUAAGAUCAUUUACUCAAAUAAGAAGAAUUAUUCUCAUGGGUUGGCACAUGAUACCAGAAAAUUGGAAGAACCCCAAAGCAAAUUCAAUAUUUCUUUCGAUCAUUCAAAAGAGAAUAAAACUUUGAAGGAUCAACAAAAUACAAUUCAAACUGUGAAAGAAUACAUCCAGUCAAUUCCUAAGAAGAACUUACAUGGGUUGACUAGGGAUAACCGAAAAAUAGAAGAGCCCAAAAACAAAUUCAAUACUUCCCUCGAUUUUUCAAAAAAUGAAACUUUGAAUCACCAACAGAAUAAAACUGAAAAUGUGAAUAAAACCAUCCAAACGAGUGAAAAUCCUUUUCAUGGUUUGGAUAACGAUACCACACAAUUAGAAGAGCCCAAAAGUAAAUCCAAUGCAUUUUUCAAUCAUUCAAAAACAAAUGAAACUUUGAAUCAUCAACAACACACAAUUGAAGAUUUGAAUAAAACCAUUCACUCGAGUAAGAUGAAUCCCUUACAUGGGUUGGUUCACAAUACCAAAAAAUUAGAAGAACCCAAAAGCAAAUUCAAUACUUCCUUUGAUCAUUCAAAAAAUAAUGAAACUUUGAAACAACAGCGGAAUACAACUGAAUAUUUAAAUGAAACCAUUCACUCAAGUGAGAAGAAUUCUUUGCAAACCAGAGAAUUAGAAGAGCCUGAAAGCAAAUUAAAUUCUUCCUCCGAUCAUUCAAAAAUGAAUGAAACUUUGAAACAUCAACAGAAUACAACUGAAGAUUUAAAUGAUACUAUUUACUCAAACGAGAAGAAUUCUUUGCAUGGGUUUGAUUACGUUAGCAGAAAAUUAGAAAAACCCAAAAACGAACUGAAUGCUCCUUUCGAUAAUUCAAAAAUAAAUGAAACUUUGGAACAUUUACAAAAUGAAAAUGGAGGUAUAAAUAGAACAGUACGGUCAGCAAAAGGAAACACUUUCAAAAGAUCACAUAUCCCAAAAUUAGAAGAGACAAAUAAUUGGUUCGAUUCUUUGGCACGAAAAGAAUCUCUUGGACAAAUAAGUGAAACACUUCAAUUGAAUAAUAACCAAAAUUCAGAAGGAUCCAAAAGCAAAUUCAACGUCUUCAUGAAUCCUUCAGGACAAGGUCAAACAGGAACGCUUUCAUUGAGCCAGGAGAAUACUCCAUAUGGGAAAAAGGGUUAUACAGAGAGCGUUGAGAAGUCGUUGGAACAAUCAGAUAAUUCUGAACAUGCUUUUAAUGAAAAUAAGAUAUUUGUGGCAAGCCAAAAAAAAUCUGCACCUUGGUACGAAGGAAGAUGGUCCGAGAAGGUCAUUAAAAAAUACCCUUAUUACAGAGAAGCCAGUACAUGGGAUUGGUACCUUUUGAGUACCUUCGCCAUCAUUGAGGUAAUACUGCACAAUGGUUCUGGAAAUAUAGAGCCAGGUAACCCAAGAGAAAUGGCAGGAAUCACUUUGGUCAUGAUCCUUGGUCAUAUCUUCUUCUCAGUUUGGUUCUUAUCCAUCUGUUUCCACAUGCUGACAAUAAUGAGAAGGAAUAGGGCUGAUUAUUUAUUCAAAAUUGACAGCAUAAAGUGCUAUCUUCGUGGAGUGAACGUCGAUAAGCAUGUCAUGAACACAAUCGCGGAAUAUUACAAUAUCCUAUGGAUGAAGAAGGAUGGCAUAAAGACAGCUGGUCAUUUCGAAACCCUACCUCCCCCCUUACAGAUGGAGAUGAUGUACGAUAUAAACUGCGCCCAUCUCCACAGAUCCCUUCUGUUGUUCGAUCUGAAAGAAUUUUAUCUGAGGACGCUCUCGUUGUUCAUGAAACACGAGUUUCUGUUGCCUGGAGACAUCUUGUUCUACCAAGGCGUCGUCAAAACUUCGAUGGUGGUCAUCAUCAAGGGGAUAUUGGAAAUACUGUCCGAUGAAGAUGACGAAAGUCCAAUUAUUGCUUUCCAGGCUGGGACAGUUCUAGGCGAAUCCUGCCUAUUUCUGAGCUUGCCGUCGAAAGCAACAGUACGCGCAGCAGUUUAUACAGAGGUGAAAUUGAUAGAUAGAGUGGAUUUUACAAGGACUUUAUCGAAUUAUCCUAUUGCUCUGUCGUUUCUGAGGGAAAGGAUUAACUAUCGCAUAAAAACAACAAAGAGGAAUAUCGUUAGGCUGCAGGAUCCUGAGGAUAUAGAGGAUCAUGAGAGCAAACAUUUGAUACCUAUAAAACAAUUCAAAGAUCGACUAAUGGAAAGACAGAAAAAAGCAGCACAAAAGGAUAAAUAUCGUAAGUCCUCCAGUUUCCUCGAUACAUCUGGUUCUUCGAAGUUCAGCUUCAAUAUUUUGGCCCUGUAUCAACUUUCUAGUGAAGAUUCGAACAUAGAAACACCUGUUAUAUGUCUAACAUACCAUUUUCCAUGGAUUAUUGAUUCGACCUCUUCUUUGAUCAAAUUUUGGGAGCAUCUUGUGAUUACUGUACAUCUGAUCUUUCUGUUUUUAUAUGCCUAUCAAGUUGUAUUUCUCCGGCAACUAGACGAGCUUGUUUUCGGAUUGAGAUUCUUUUCCGAUGUUUUAUGCGUGUUAGAUGUAGCAUUGAUGACUACUACCUCUGUAGUCCUGAAGGACCAUGUUCUGCAAACCUUUCAGGAAAUCAUCAGAUAUCGUAUGAAAUCCAUCGAUUUCUACAUUAAUGCCAUACCUGUAUUUCCCUACGAAUAUUUCAUGUUAGCUGUUGAUGAUGUAGGCAGCGAACAUUACGCCAGAAUAUAUGACUUAUUAAUGGCUAUCAAACUGCUACGGUUGAGAAGAUGUUACAUCCUUUUAAGACGAAUAGAAGAUUAUUAUUCGCAGAAUAACCCUGUAUUCAAGUUGUUCAGUACAAUUAUUUAUUUCUGUACUGUAACAUAUUUUUCUGGCUGCAUGUUAUACAUUCAAAGUUGUUUGUAUGAAGUAUGUUCAGAAGAUUCUUGGUUUUACAGAAUAAUGUUGAGAGCAGUAGAGAACAAAGAACAAGAUCCUUGUUAUCUAUACCCUUUCGCAACGUCUAUGUACCUAUCAAUAAACUUGUGGAUGGCUUUGGGACUUGGCGAUAUCAAGGCAGUUCUUCCCAAUGAUUUGUACAUCUUUACUGUAUACAUGGUCGGUGGGCUACUCAUUAUGACAUAUUUGAUGUCAUCUCUAGCUGCAACUAUGUAUAUAAUGAACUCGAAUUCGGAAUUUUUCCAACAGGAAGUUUUCUCCUUCCAAAGGUUUCUGGAAAAGAAUAAAGUUAAUUGGGAGCUUCGGCAGGAAGUGAAAAGAUACUUCAACUUGAGAUGGUCAUAUGAUAAAGGGAUUGGAAAGAUGCAGUUCAAAAUAAUGGCUCCAGUACAUUUGCAGAUGGUGGUAUUAAAAGUUGAUCUAAUGGAAUUAUUGGAAAAUGUUCCGUUGUUUCAAAUAAUCGAUGUGGACUUCUUGAUGGAUAUCAUUCUAUCGUGCAACGUCACUAUUCUACCAGAGGGCGCUACGGUAUGUUACGCAGGUGACGUUGACAGAGACAUGUUCAUACUCAAGAAGGGCUGUUGUACAGUUCACGAUUUCAAAGGCGUUUUCAUAAGGAACAUUCAGGCUGGCGACUUUUACGGCGACAUCGAAAUGUUGUUCAAUAUGAGCAAAUGUAACACAGUUCGGACAACGACCAAUUGCAAAUUGGUGCAAAUCACUUUUAGAACAUUGAUGUCAACAAUGAGCAUGUUUCCUGGAGAAAUGGCACUCGUCCAAAAAGUAAUUAACAAUCCAGACUUCCAGAAACUAGUUGAAGCAAUAGAGUUGAAGAAAAUGAUUUCCUUUUUGGAGAAGGUUGAGGUGAAAAUAGUGAAGAAGCGUAAACGUGUUGUAUUUCUUGAGAAGCUAAAGGCCUCUUUCAUAUUUGCCGGUAACUGUUACAAAAGAACGGGAGGCAAGGAAAAAUACUGGAAUCCAUUCAGAAUGAUGGGAAAGUGGCAACUUUUGGGACUGCUGCUCAUACCGAUCACUAUCCAUCCAGAGGCUUGGAUUCUCAAGUUAUGGAUUAUAAUGAGAUUCAUACUGCUCGUUAGCAUGGGUAUAUGUUUUCCAAUGGCGUUGGGCCUGCCGCCUUCAGGUCCCAUCGUGCAAAUGAUCAUAACAUUAGUCGAAUAUACCGCCUACUUAGAAUUGUAUCUGUUCCUGCAUGUAGCUUAUUAUAAUAGUGAUGGUUUGCUGAUCACUCAUCCUAAACUGACAGCUAUACACUAUUUUUCACAUGGAUUCGUCAUGGAUCUCAUCGCUGCUCUUCCAUACUAUGCAAUCAUGCCAUGGUUGUCAUACGAUAAGGACAAUUUGGACCCUACCGUCGCCCAUUUGGUAAGCCACAAGACUUACUGCAUGUGGCGUACUCUUUCUCUUCUACAAUACCAUCGAGUUAUUGGGUUCAUCUCUUAUCUCCAAUCGGACGUGCUCGCGCGAAAGAAUAUUUAUAGUUUUAUGAUAAUACUACCAUUGGUUUUACUCACGCUGCUCAUAGGAACAACCGUCAUCAUCAAUGAUUGCCGGUAUACCUUUUUCACCAUGGAAAUGGAAGAAUAUAAAACCCUUUCCACCGUUAUAUUAACUGAACCCGAUAAAAGCACAACAUACUAUGGUUAUUUGCUAUGCAAAAAUGGUUCCUGGUUGAGCUAUGUACACCAUCAUCAAGUUUCUAGGCCCAUGUUGGUCGUGACUCUGGCUUUCUAUUGGUUCCUGAACAUCUUCAGUCAAGUUGGUCUUGGAGAUAUCACUCCAAAUAACGAUUUCGGCAUGUAUUGCUCUAUGCUGAUAGCAUUCACAGCAUUAUGGACUUUCGCCUACAUAUUGGCUUUCUUGAGUUCACAGACAGGAAGGUCAUACAUAUUGGCACUGGACUAUCAAGAAAAAAUACAAGAAUUGCUUCAUUUCUUAAAUAAAGAAGGAGUAGUCGAAGGCAAGAUCAACAAGAUAUUCAGGUAUUUUGAAUACGUUUGGAAAAGAACCACAGGAAUGCAGAGAAAAGAGGCACUAGUAGAUUUGAAUUCCGCCUUAAAGGGAGAUAUAGCUCUACUCAUGUACGAAAAAACUCUCAGAGAAGUGUCGAUAUUCAGGAGGAUUGCAAGGCCUUACCUUAGAAUUAUCGCCACAAACUUGAAAGAAGAAUACUUCCUUAGGAAUGACGUACUGAUAAAAUGCUACGAUGUUCACAACUCCGUCUACAUCAUCUUGAGGGGUUCAGUCAACGUAAUGACACCUUACGAUGAAUUCAUUACCAGCAUAGGAAUUGGAGGUAUCUUCGGUAACCUUCAACAAUCGGCUCCUGGUUGUAGCACUGAUACCUUCAUUGCCGAACGUAAUGUUGACGCUCUGAAAAUAUCGAGUGAAAUGUUUUAUCUCAUAGCUCAGGAAUAUCCAGCUGUAAGAAAAGUGCUCGAUAAAGGCCUCAAAAAUGUCGGAGAUUACAUAGUUCCAGCACACAAACACAGAGUAGCUUCUGAGGAGAGCUUUUCAUAUGACUCCAGUUACGACGAUGAAAUAGAAAUAAUGUCGAGAACAUAUGCAUUAAAUAUCGAUAGACCUGUUCUGAGAGACGAACCAUCGCUUCCAAGAAUAGCAGCACCAGCAGCACAAGCAGCACCAGUAGCACCAGUAGCAGCAGGAGCCCCAGGAGCACCAGCUGCACCAACAACACCAGAGGUUGUCAAAGUAAAAAUCCCGAAAAAUAAGUGUCUUGUUUGCCUUUUAUUCCUGAAACCGAAAUACUGGUUCAAAUUUGCUCUGGAGCCAGAUCAUGUGAUAUUUCAGUAUGUUUGGUACACGACCUUCUUCGCCACAUGCUAUCAGAUGUUCAUGAUCCCAUACAUGUUUGCAAGUCAGAACUUCAACCCGUACAUAUUUUACACCACCCUGUGCUUUGAGCCGGUGUUCUACAUCAGAAUAUUCUUCUUCAUGCAUGAAGCUUACCUGGACAACUACGGGACUUACGUGAAAAAAUUCAGGUUCAUAAUACGACAUUACUUCAGAGAUUACAAGCGGGUGAUGUGGGAUAUCAUUCCAAAUCUUCCUGUAUACCUAUUGUUCAUCCUCGUUGAACCGAAGAACCAGAUGUUUGCUUUCACUUGCCUUAGACUGUUUCACCUGUUGCGUUGGAGAUAUGUUUUUCAAGCUUUUGCAGUGUGGUCAGCACCUCUGAUGGCAAAAAGGGCCCCAAUUCUGAUAACGAAAAUGAUUGUGGUGUUUCUGAUGAUGGUUCAUUAUUUUGCUCUGACAGCGCUUUUCAUAUUCAGCGAUUUCGGGGACUUCUCCAAAAGCUCCAGGGAAUACUUCAAGCAUACGAAACCAUUCGAAUCCUACAUAGUAUGCCUCUACUUCAUUACAAGCAUCAUAUCCACAACGGGUGUUGGGGACAUCAUACCUGAGAAUAACAUAGAAUUAAUCUUCACGAUAUGCGUCAUGAUAUGCACCAAAACUGCCUACUGUGCUCUAAUCGUGUGUUUCCUAAUGGGGAUUAGAAUCCUCUCCCAGCAUAUAAUGAAUUAUGAACAUAAAGUGCUUAGAAUGAAGAAGUUCCUUCAGAAUCAGGGACUUUCAGAUUAUCUCCUGGAAAAAUUAUGGAUAUACAUCAAACAGAUGUGGAACAGAGAAAAUGGAUUACAUAUGCCUGAGCUACUGGAAAAAGCACCAUAUGUUAUGAAAUGUGAAAUAAUGAGAGAAAUAUACUCUGUUCAUCUCAGAAAUGGAUAUCUUUUCAAGGAUAUCAACGAAGCUCUUCUGACGCAGAUCUGCGGUCAUCUGAGGAGGGUGGUUUUCUUCAAGGGCAACUAUAUCGUCCAAAACGGCGACACCAACGCGUCCAUGUACUGGAUCCAUCGUGGUCAAGUCAGUGUGCUCACGGUCCACGCCAACUUGACAGAAACCCAACAUGAAAUACUGAAUGUUCAUGAUAUGUUCGGCUUGGCACAAGGUUUAAAUUACGGAAUGUCCCACAAAUACAGCUACAGAGCUGAGACGCAAUGCGAUAUCCUCGUUCUGAACCUGGAGACAUGGGAAUGCGUACUGCAACAGUUCCCACACGAUAAGGAAAUUAUUUAUAAGAGAAUGAUGAAUACUUAUACAUUAUUGUAAUAUUUUAUCUAUGUUCGUGAGUUGUUUUUAAGUUUUACAAUAAAAUUUGUAAUCAAUGUUUCUCUG
This is a messenger RNA of Harmonia axyridis, 9041 nucleotides long. RefSeq lists its product as uncharacterized. The transcript is spliced from 27 exons. The coding region runs from base 123 to 8975 and encodes 2950 amino acids. Gene Ontology annotation, biological process: monoatomic ion transport; transmembrane transport. Gene Ontology annotation, molecular function: monoatomic ion channel activity; protein-containing complex binding. Lineage: Eukaryota; Metazoa; Arthropoda; Insecta; Coleoptera; Coccinellidae. The record is from RefSeq and is a predicted model, not a curated record. Gene Ontology annotation, cellular component: membrane.